Messenger RNA from Gastrolobium bilobum, 1949 nucleotides. RefSeq lists its product as uncharacterized. The record is from RefSeq and is a predicted model, not a curated record. The transcript is spliced from 9 exons. Bases 124 to 1638 code for a protein of 504 amino acids. NCBI's taxonomy places the organism in Eukaryota, Viridiplantae, Streptophyta, Magnoliopsida, Fabales, Fabaceae.
CAAGAAUCAAACCAAACCAACACAAACACAAAUAACAAUCGCUAAAUAGUGGUUCUUUCAAAUCCUUUUCGUUAAAUCGCAGUCACUUUGAUUCGCAUCACAAUACAAAAGAAACUGGUUUCGAUGGUGAAAGCUCAGAAUCCGCAGCGUGGGGAAUCAACCGCACCCUUAAUUCCACAGGGAGAUGGUUUGACAAAUGAUGGACUUCUGCCUCAUUUAUUUUCAUCUUUACCAGCUCUCAAUGAAGCUGCUUCUUAUCUUGCACAAACAACAUCAUACUUAACUGGUUGUUUCUCUGAUUAUUCAGUAGAACAUUCCUCUAGAUAUUCUGGUGCUUCUGACAUUCGUGCACAAGAGCUUGUGACCUUUCCUUCUGCAGAACCUGAAGCAUCUUCAUCUACUGAAAUCAAUCAUAUUACUUCAAAUAGAAACCAUGUAACAAGUGUUGAAUCAUCUAAUGCUGCAACUUUUGCACCUCCACAUAUUCAUGAUGAAAUCACAAGGACUUCUGGUGAAGAUCCAUUACAAAAUGCCAGUGCACUUGUUGAAUCAAAUAAUACUGGACAAAGUGGCAUUUCCAUUUUCCAAGGCCUGAUUGAUCGUGCUCGAAGGACUGUGCGUGGAUCUGCAGAUGAUAUAGGAUGGCUUCAACGUGCUCCGGGGAUGCCUCCAGUUGAAGAAGGAACCGAGAGGUUCCUGGAAAUUCUUGACAGUAUCAGGCAUGGAGUUCACAGGUUACCAAAUUCGAUUGUUUAUCUGUUGAUUCCAGGUCUGUUCAGUAAUCAUGGUCCGCUUUACUUUGUCAAUACGAAAGUCAGUUUCUCAAAACUGGGUUUGGUCUGUCAUAUUGCAAAGAUUCAUAGUGAGGCCUCAGUUGAGAAAAAUGCCAGAGAGCUAAAAGAGUAUAUUGAGGAAAUUUAUUGGGGUUCAAAGAAGCGUGUUUUGCUUCUUGGACAUAGCAAGGGAGGAGUAGAUGCCGCAGCUGCUUUAUCAUUGUAUUGGCCUGAUUUGAAAGAUAAAGUUGCUGGAUUGGCAUUAGCGCAAAGUCCCUAUGGUGGUACUCCUAUAGCAUCAGAUCUUCUGCGAGGAGGACAGCUUGGUGAUUAUGUAAAUUUACGGAAACUUACUGAGAUUAUUAUCUGUAAAGUUAUUAAGGGUGACAUGCGAGCCUUAGAAGACUUGACAUAUGAAAGGCGGAGAGAAUUUUUAGAGAACCAUCAUCUGCCAGAAGAAGUGCCUAUUGUUUCCUUUCGCACUGAAGCUGGCAUUUCCCCUGCUGUUUUAGCCACAUUAUCUCAUGUAGCGCAUGCCGAACUUCCCUCGGUUGCUUCAGCAGGUGAACCUACAAAACUACCCGUGGUGAUGCCCCUUGGUGCUGCUAUGGCUGCUUGUGCGCAGUUGCUGCAGUUGAGGUAUGGUGAGAAGAGUGAUGGACUUGUGACAUGCAGAGAUGCAGAGGUUCCAGGAUCUGUUGUGGUGCGACCUAAACGAAAAUUGGACCAUGCUUGGAUGGUUUAUUCAUCGCUAAAUGAUGACCUUUCUGAAGGAGAUGCAUCUCAGGUGUGUGAGGCUCUAUUGACUCUACUUGUUGAAGUUGGGCAGAAGAAGAUGCAUGAGUUAGCAAUGAAAGAUGAAUGAAGCAUUGAAGUUUUCUGUUGUACCUGUACAUAUUUUUCUCACCAAAACUCUAUUCAAUUUUUUUAUUUUUAUAUAUUUUAUCAUCUAGCGGAUAAAAAGGUUGAAGUAGGUCAUAGAUGAGAAUGUACAUUCAUAUAUCCUGUAGAGCGAACAUGGCUCACCUUUUUACUUUCUGACGGUCCAAGCAGAACUAUGUUUCUGUUUUACAUUUUUAAAUUUUUUUCCCAUAAUAUGCAAGGUCAAAAGGGAUAUGCUGAUUGGUACAUUGAAUUAGGCAUGGCAAUGGGGUGGGAAGAGAUUUUUAUUUUUUG